AUGGUACCGCUCAACUCUUGCUCGUACGCCGUGCUGAGCGUUGAGGAGCAGUUGAACAGAGCAACGAACGUCGCCAAGACUAUCGAGGAUAUGCUCGAACACAUCGUCAUGUCCACAACAGAGGAUGCAUUCUUUGGCACCAAGAAGAACGCCCUGGAGACUCUGAAGAGAUAUUUGAGACUACUUGCCUCAGCGGAGGGUAUACCGCGCAUGAAAUGCGCCAAAUCUGCUGUGGUUGGGGUUGCAGGCUGCUCGACGUUCUCGACGUUUGUUCGGAGGACGAGCUAUAUGAACUCCCCGAGCAUGAAUGGUUGCGUCGUGGAGCUCGCUACCGAUCUCGACAUUCUUAAUGAACUGCAGGAAGGUCUUGAUAUCCUUGAGGGUAAUGAUGACGAGGAUGAGGACAUGGGUGAUGACGCAGAUGAUUACACGGACGACUAA
Pyricularia grisea is the source of this 441-nucleotide messenger RNA. RefSeq lists its product as uncharacterized. Bases 1 to 441 code for a protein of 146 amino acids. Lineage: Eukaryota; Fungi; Ascomycota; Sordariomycetes; Magnaporthales; Pyriculariaceae. The transcript has 2 exons. The record is from RefSeq and is a predicted model, not a curated record.